UUUAUUUCAUGUCCUGACCCUGCCGAUGAGGGUAUCUGGGACGGCCUGUCCGGUGUGGGGGAUUCUACGCCGCUGCAAUCAUGUUUGCAGUCAGUGAUCGAACACAUUGUUGACCAAAUCGUCACAAUUGCAGACGGCAUCAUCAAAAAGGGCUCUCGUGUCGAGGAUUGA
Molecule: messenger RNA, 171 nt
Organism: Protopolystoma xenopodis
Lineage: Eukaryota; Metazoa; Platyhelminthes; Monogenea; Polystomatidea; Polystomatidae
Source: the annotation of a GenBank genome assembly